AUGGCAUCAUGCACAAACCCCAACUUCCCGCCCGAGAUCGCAAAAACACACCGGAAAAUGCGUACCGUCAAGAAUUCCCCAUCAUUGGAAGGUUUCCAAUCGCUGUGUACCGAUGGAGUGCUACGAAGCUUUAGCGGUUCCCACGCUAUCGUUGAUGCUCUUCCGCUGAAUGCAGAGGAGAUUCAACAUGCGGUGUACAUAUUCAACACUGCUUGUCCUGAGAGCCAGCAUGAGGAAAUUCGAAAGAUUUUUGACGGCGUUGAUGGCUCCAAGGUACCCCAGGAAAAGAUUCUUCGCCCAGAUGACGAAGUGCUUCCGGAGGAGGUUAGAGGAUGUCCAGAGGAGAAGAAUCAGGGAUGA
Molecule: messenger RNA, 360 nt
Organism: Aspergillus wentii DTO 134E9
Lineage: Eukaryota; Fungi; Ascomycota; Eurotiomycetes; Eurotiales; Aspergillaceae
Exons: 2
Coding region: 1-360 (119 amino acids)
Source: RefSeq, a predicted model, not a curated record